Messenger RNA from Neltuma alba, 758 nucleotides. Its product is annotated as 40S ribosomal protein S20-2. NCBI's taxonomy places the organism in Eukaryota, Viridiplantae, Streptophyta, Magnoliopsida, Fabales, Fabaceae. Gene Ontology annotation, molecular function: RNA binding; structural constituent of ribosome. Gene Ontology annotation, cellular component: small ribosomal subunit; ribosome. The transcript has 4 exons. The coding region runs from base 121 to 486 and encodes 121 amino acids. The record is from RefSeq and is a predicted model, not a curated record. Gene Ontology annotation, biological process: translation.
CCAAUAUAAAUUAACUCAACCUAGCUCGGGUUUUCUUUCAUCUUCCCGCUGCUGCCGUGUCUCUCAUUGCUCUUCUGUGCCGCCAGGAGAAGCUAAAGAGAAGGUGGAGAGAGUGUGACAAUGGCGUACGGGAUGAAGCCUACCAAACCGGGUUUGGAGGAACCCCAAGAGCAGAUUCACAAGAUUAGGAUUACUCUGUCCUCCAAGCACGUGAAAAAUCUUGAGAAAGUUUGCGCGGACUUAGUUCGUGGUGCCAAGGACAAGAGGCUUAGGGUCAAGGGACCUGUGAGGAUGCCCACUAAAGUUCUUCACAUCACCACUAGGAAAUCUCCAUGUGGUGAAGGCACCAACACCUGGGAUCGCUUUGAGCUCAGGGUGCACAAAAGAGUGAUUGACCUCUACAGCUCCCCCGAUGUGGUUAAGCAGAUCACUUCCAUCACUAUUGAACCCGGUGUGGAGGUUGAGGUCACGAUUGCCGAUGCUUGAUCUGUCUAAAACUUUACAUUUUUGUUCUGCAUCUUUCCCUGUUGUAGUUUAAAUUUUUGGAAUUUGAUCUGUGGUAGAGGAACUGAGUUGUCUGUUUUCUAGUUCUAUGAUUGUUGACAUAUAAAAGGUAUCAAAAUAUUUGAGUUUAUAUUCUACUGUCAUUUGAACGGAGUUCAUAUCUUGUGUAUCAUUUAGUACCGGGGAUUUUUCAACUCCUAGAAAAUGACCCAGAAUGAUGCAAAAAUAUGCCCCGUGACUGAGAUUAGGACUAA